AUGGUAGUAGUCGACCCCAAAAUAGUGGCUAAAACUGAAAGGUUGCUCAUCCGGCCUCUUGUUAUAGAAGAUGCGGAGGACAUUGUGUUGAUGCGGGCGCAUCCAGACGUGAUGAAGCACACAUCUAUUCUGCCCAACGACGACCUCGAGAGAUCGAAAGAGUGGAUUGCUGGGUGUCACGCCAGAGAAGACUGCUGGAACUUCGUGAUCGAGCUCCUGCCCUCCGCAACCGGAAAGUCUCGCGACGACGUACGCGUAAUCGGCCUCAUAGGCGCAGUGCGAGCUCCUGAGGUCGGAUACAUGCUGAAUGCGAACUAUUGGGACAAAGGCUACGCGACUGAGGCUCUUCGAGCAUUCUUACCCUUGUUCUUCGACUACUAUUCCGGGGCAAAAGCCAAACGAUACGAGUACGCGGAAGCGCUCACCGAUCCCGAGCUUGUCAGUAGUCAAAAUGUGUUAUUGAAGGCAGGCUUCAAGUUUCAUGAGCGGAGGGAGAAAGACUUUGAGAACCCGGUACUGGGAUGGAGAGAUACUAUGGUGUACCACAUGGCUCGCCCGGAUGCUAAGAGCGAGGCACAGCAUAAAGCGACUCAAGGCUGUGCGGAGGCUGUAGCAAGGGACGACAUCGUGUCAUGUCUCCUACAUAAUAAAGGAGUAACGUAA
This is a messenger RNA of Dothidotthia symphoricarpi CBS 119687, 663 nucleotides long. Its product is annotated as acyl-CoA N-acyltransferase. NCBI's taxonomy places the organism in Eukaryota, Fungi, Ascomycota, Dothideomycetes, Pleosporales, Dothidotthiaceae. Gene Ontology annotation, molecular function: acyltransferase activity, transferring groups other than amino-acyl groups. Bases 1 to 663 code for a protein of 220 amino acids. The transcript is spliced from 2 exons. The record is from RefSeq and is a predicted model, not a curated record.